AUGAAAGUAUCACUUUUCCUCUUAAUUUCUGUGGUUGUAGUGGGAAUCGAGUCAGAGCACAGUGCUAGCAGUGUUCAGUACUUGAAGAAAAGACUCUUGUUGGAUGGGGUUUCUAUUGACACACCAGUUGGAAGUUUAAGUGUUGAUCAAAGUGGAGUGUCUGGGAAUGCAAACGUAGAUUUAGGAAAAGGGUCUGUUGGUGGUAAUUUCAACGCUGGUUCAAAUGGCGUAAGUGGAAGCGUCAAUGGAAAUGUAAAUACAGGAUCUGGUUCCCUUAGUGGAAACCUUAACGUUGGAACAGAUGGUGUGAGUGGCUCCUCCAGUGGCACCCUUAAUUUAGGAUCAGCUGGUACAUUGAAUGGAAACAUAAAUGCAGGACCUAGUGGCGUCAGUGGAGGAGUAGGUGGCUCUUUGAACACUGGCUCCGGUAGCUUAAGUGGUGGGGUAACGAUUGGGCCUGACGGGGUGAGUGGUAGCGCCAGUGGAUCUCUUAAUACAGGAUCGGGCUCGCUGAAUGGCAACAUCAAUGCAGGUCCCAGCGGAGUUAGUGGUGGCGCAAGUGGAACCUUGAAUACAGGAUCGGGUUCACUGAAUGGGAAUAUCAAUGCUGGUCCCGGGGGCGUAAGUGGUGGUGUGGGCGGAUCUGUCAGUGGUGGUUUGGUGGUGGAGCUAGUGGGACCCUUAUUUAACACUGGAUCAGGUUCUCUCAGUGGCAAUAUCAAUGCAGGUCCUAGUGGUGUUAGCGGCAGUGCUAGUGGAACCGUGAACACUGGAUCUGGUUCUCUCAGUGGCAAUAUCAAUGCAGGUCCAAAUGGUGUUAGUGGUGGAGCCAGCGGUACUCUAAAUACUGGAUCAGGUUCUCUCAGUGGCAAUAUCAAUGCAGGUCCUAGUGGUGUUAGCGGCAGUGCUAGUGGAACCGUGAACACUGGAUCUGGUUCUCUCAGUGGCAAUAUCAAUGCAGGUCCUAAUGGUGUUAGUGGUGGAGCCAGCGGUACUCUAAAUACUGGAUCUGGUUCCCUCAGUGGCAACAUAAAUGCCGGUAAUGGGGGUGUCAGCGGCACUGCUAGUGGAACCUUGAACACUGGAUCAGGAUCACUCAGUGGUAAUAUUAACGCUGGUUCUGGUUCAGUAAGUGGAAGCCUCAGUGGGUCGACCAAUAUUGGAGGCAUAGGAAUAAGCGGGAAUUUGAAUGGUGGGUCUGGAUCUGGAUUAUCAGGUGGACUUAAUAUCAAUUUGGGUGGGUCUGGAGGAUCAUCUUCCGGUGGAUCAUCUUCCACUUCCGGUGGAACCUCAGGGGGAUCCUCAUCUUCAAGUGGAUCAAACUUUUAUCAGUUAAUGUUACAAGGUCCUCAAGCUCUGAUGCAGGCUAUGCAGAACAUGAUGAGUGGCGCAUCAUCCACGGGAGGUGCUGGGUUCAAUGCUAUGACGUUUAACCAACAAGUUGGAGUCGACGCAUUUAUGCAACAAAUGCAACAACAACAACAACAAGGUUAAGCUCCAAAGCCGUGAAUCAAAGAUUUAUUCGAGGUGUACAUCAAAUUCAGAAAUACAUCAAUAUUUAUCAAAGAAAUUUCAAAAAAUGAAUCAAAAUGUGACGGAAAUUGACUGUUCUCUCUCCUGGGAGAAUUUUUAUAGCUAGACAAUCUUUCACUUCAGUUUCACAUCAAUGCCAUUUGGACCCAUUUACAUAUUGUUUUUUGUAUAUACAUACGCGUUAGAAUAAAUAUCCAAUUUAACAAAACGCGAUGUUUUAAUUUUCCCCCAGAGAAAGGAGGCAUUCAAGUUUUGUUUGUCGAGGAUUUGAACACUAGAUACGAACCAUGUUUCUUUCUGAAAUUGGAAUAAA
Molecule: messenger RNA, 1846 nt
Organism: Saccostrea cuccullata (small rock oyster)
Lineage: Eukaryota; Metazoa; Mollusca; Bivalvia; Ostreida; Ostreidae
Exons: 5
Coding region: 1-1494 (497 amino acids)
Source: RefSeq, a predicted model, not a curated record